Messenger RNA from Numida meleagris (helmeted guineafowl), 3578 nucleotides. RefSeq names its product haloacid dehalogenase-like hydrolase domain-containing 5. Gene Ontology annotation, cellular component: mitochondrion. NCBI's taxonomy places the organism in Eukaryota, Metazoa, Chordata, Aves, Galliformes, Numididae. Gene Ontology annotation, biological process: glycerophospholipid biosynthetic process. The record is from RefSeq and is a predicted model, not a curated record. The transcript is spliced from 9 exons. The coding region runs from base 1 to 1659 and encodes 552 amino acids.
AUGACACUGAACUUGCAGUUUGGCUUAGAGAAUGGAACGGUGCUCUGCGCUAAGUGCUGCUUUGUGCGUGCAGCUGUACUUGGAGAUGUGGAUGUAGUGGCCUUCUCCCUGCAGCGGGGCUGGGCGAAGAGCUGCGCGGGGUAUUCUGCUGGACGGGAGCGGAACGGCUCCAUCCGAGCCAGCCGAGAGCCGGGGGAGCGGAGCGCUCUGCGGGGCAGCCCUCGCCUGAGGGCGCGCGGUGCUUGGCUCCUCGUGCCGCAGCACCGGUCCUGCAUCCAGGUACCGCAGUGCCCGCGUUUGGAUGCGCCGCGCUUAUUUCUUCUUCAAAAGACGUUGAUUCCCGAAGCGCCCGAACACUCGACCCGCGUUGGUAUUGUACUUUUUAUCAGCUAUGUGUGUGUACGGACAGUUAACGGACUCUUUCUUUUCCAUUCCUUCUCGCAGCGCAAUGCACUGCCAUCCUUUGGGUUUCUUUUUGACAUUGACGGUGUGCUGGUACGAGGAAAGACUCCAAUACCUGCUGCAAAAACAGCCUUUCAGAAGCUGGUUAACUCCCAGGGACAGUUCUUGGUGCCUGUAGUAUUUGUCACCAACGCAGGGGAUUGCCUUCGCCAGAAAAAAGCUGAUCAGUUGUCCCACAUUCUGGGAGUUCCAAUUUCUCAAGGCCAAGUGAUGAUGUCACACAGUCCGCUGCGGAUGUUCAAACGUUACCAUCAGAAAUGUGUUCUUGUAUCUGGACAGGGACCGCUUCUUGAUAUUGCCCAGGACCUUGGCUUCAGCCAGCCUGUCACCAUUGAGAUGUUGCGGGAGAAGUACCCUUUGCUCGACGUGGUUGACCAUGACAGAGCACCUGACGUUUUGUACCCCUCUGCUGUGGAGCUUCCCAAGAUUGAGGCUGUUAUUUUGUUUGGGGAGCCAGUCAGAUGGGAAACCAACCUUCAGCUGAUAAUAGACGUUUUGCUGACAAGUGGCUAUCCUGGCAAUCCGUACCACCAUGAGAAUUACCCUCAUAUACCUGUACUUGCUUGUAAUAUGGAUCUGAUGUGGGUAGCUGAAGCGCAAUCUCCAAGGUUUGGGCAUGGGACAUUCAUGGUUUGUUUGGAAAACAUUUACAAGAAGAUCACUGGCAAAGAUCUGAAAUACGAGGCCUUAAUGGGCAAGCCUAGUGAAUUGACCUAUCAGUAUGCAGAUUACCUUAUCAGGGCUCAAGCAUCAGAAAGACAAUGGAAGCAGCCCAUUCGAACACUUUAUGCUGUUGGAGAUAAUCUCAUGACUGAUGUCUAUGGUGCUAACCUUUACAAUCGCUAUCUUGAAGAGAAGAACUCCAGAAAAGGCUCAAAAACUUGGAUUCAGGCCAAAGUUGCUGGAGGCAGAGGGUCUGCUGCUCUCUCUCAGGAUGAUGAAAUAGACAGCAGCUGGGAGAAUGAACUGGCAUCUUCUGCUGCUACCCACUGUAGGUCUAUUCUUGUUUGCACUGGGGUUUACAACCCUCACACAGAGGUACCCUUGGAUACCAAGGAGAGCAGAACUGAAAUGGUGUUCCAUGGCCACAGAGAUUUUAGGUUUGAUCCUGGUUUAGUAGAACCAGAUCACGUGGUACCAGAUGUUAAUGCUGCUGUAGACCUGAUCUUCCAGUUGGAGAACUUUGCUCCUAAUUGAGAUGACAUGAUUUCCUCAGGACUGCUCAGUGCUACGCUUUUCUUCCCCUAAACUGUGCUUUAAAAUCGUGCCACAAACUGCUUUCUAAUUUUUUUCUUUUAAUUUAUAUAAUAUUAUAUAAAUAUAUAUGGAAGUAGAUAUAAGCACAAAUUAAUGUGCUUAAUAUACUUACUUUAAGAUUAUAUAAAUUUUAAAAUAUCUGUGCUUAAAAUACUUAAUAUAAGAUUAUGUAAGUAUAAGUAAUACUUCUAAAGUAUUUCAAACUGUGAUUUCUUGCUUUAGCUAUCCUUUAUUUGCAUCUUAUUAUUUUAGGUAUUCCAACAGUAAUUUUUCAUAAUUGUUGAUGUUUUGUUGGUACUUAAAUUCCUGCGUGACCAUUCAUUCUUUCCUUUCUUGAAAGAUUUCGCUUCUAGUUAUUGAAGGUCUUUGAAAAUGGGACUGGGGUCGUUCACGCAAUUACAAUUUGGUUGAUAGAGCAUGCAGUAUGUAUUCUGCAAGUAAUGAGCACUCUGUCAAAUAUGUUGCUUCACAUAAGAGUUGAAUUCAGGUAUCUUCUGUCUCUGUACUCACUCAGAUGUAACCAUGCAGGCUUUCUUUUUAUCUGUUUUCCAAUUUUUCCUGCAUUGCUGCUGUGCUCUGACACGUAAAGCCUUAAAAGAAAUGCCAGUAUAAAAUGAUGAAGGCUGAGUUGUUAACGCAAAUUUUGGAACUCCUGCUAACUGAACAGUCAUAAAGGAAAAGCAGCUAAUUGCGAGUGUCCCGUGUGGUGUAAUACCUGGCCUUUUUGUUGUUGCCUUUUUAUUUGCACUUCUGUGGGGAAUUUAGAAUUUUGGAAAGCUUUAGAAAUUGUUUUGGGCAUUUCAGCUGGACUUCUCCACUGAAUAAGUGACUGCUACUUGGGCAAAAAGACCCUACUAAUUUACUUGAAGUUUCGUACCACUGUGGUAGCUUACUGUCCUUGAGUGUAAUAUAUUUUGUCUUGCGUCAAUGUUACAUGUUUGGUUCAUGGAUUUUAUAACUGUUCAUUUUUUUAAAAAAUCGUAUUUUUAUAAAAUACUUCUAACCAUUUUAACCCAAAAGAUGUAUUUGAAAAUGUCUUCUGUGUUAAUUGGUUAUAACGCAGUGUACUUGUGAGAAAAGCUAUGUGUCUGUCCUCUAUUGCUUGGAAAACAUAAGUCAAUUAAGUGCUUAAAAAUGAAGUCAACUUACAUGGAAAUAUCAUGCAAAAAUCACCUAGGACUAGUCAAGUGUGGGAUUUGUUUUGUUUCACAAAUAGCAAAUGGUACAAACAAAUCUGAGGAUGUUCCAUUUUACAGAGUUCUUGCAGAAGUAGCAGAAUGCUACCUUACCAACAUUCACAGGCGGUGGUGUAAGGAGAAAUUACUUCCUGGCCAACUUCUACGCUGCUUAUUAUCCUGAAAUCAAAAUCUGAGUACUCUUCAUGUCAUGAAGAGAACAACAUUGCUCCCAUGAAGUCAGGCUUUUGUUGUGUUUUCUGUUUGCAUACCGCUCCAGUCACUUUCACUGCUGUCAGGAUUGUUGAUUAAUUCACUUGUUUCAUAAGUAGCUUUCAACAUACCUUGCUGGAUCCAGGGUUCUAAGUUUAAGGGCACUGUUCCAAAUAGUGUAUUUUACUUUUAUUCACUGGGAAACUAUUACAGCAGUACAUUCUUAUCUUUCAUACUGCUACAGCAAGCGAAUAUGUAUCUGUUUCUUUAUCUCUUUUCUGUAGUACACCAACUAUUUGUGGAACAUGCCAGAUGUUUUUAAGUAAAGAACUUUCAGGUUUUUAAGAUGUCAGGAUAAUGGAAGUUGUGUUAUUUCAGUAUCAAAGUAUGUCGCUGAAUUCUUUCUUACUGGAAACUGUUUCAGACUUUCAGUUAAGCAAGGAAUAAAAACGUAGAAGUUGAUGAAGAAUA